AUGGCAACUAUCCUCCAGCAAAUGCAGGCCGCUCCUCGGAAUCCCCCCUUGACCCUUACGAGCAACCACUCUGCGUCCUCCACGUUUAUCGCCUCUGUCGCUGCCACUGGCACCGUCGCCCCCAAGGGCCCUGACGCCUCCGAGUCAGGAGAUGCUCCGGCCCAAGGGGCCUACACCGAGCGCUCGCUCGAGAGCCGAAUGUAA
Penicillium subrubescens is the source of this 204-nucleotide messenger RNA. RefSeq lists its product as uncharacterized. Bases 1 to 204 code for a protein of 67 amino acids. Lineage: Eukaryota; Fungi; Ascomycota; Eurotiomycetes; Eurotiales; Aspergillaceae. The transcript is spliced from 2 exons. The record is from RefSeq and is a predicted model, not a curated record.